Messenger RNA from Nicotiana tabacum (common tobacco), 3647 nucleotides. RefSeq names its product putative inactive receptor kinase At5g10020. NCBI's taxonomy places the organism in Eukaryota, Viridiplantae, Streptophyta, Magnoliopsida, Solanales, Solanaceae. Gene Ontology annotation, molecular function: protein binding; ATP binding; protein kinase activity. The record is from RefSeq and is a predicted model, not a curated record. Gene Ontology annotation, biological process: protein phosphorylation.
UUAUUCCCCUUUUCCAACUCUUUUCCCACCCCCUCCCCCUACCACCCACCUCUCCAAAAACACACACACACUCUCUCUCUCCUGAGCUUUCUUGAAUUUCCAUGGUGCUCUCUCCAUAGUCCACCUUCCUUCUGAUUUUUACCCUUUUUCAGACUUUCCUUUUUCAUCUCAAUGCCUCAUUCUUAGUACUUAACUUCACUCACAUUAUGACUCUCUCUCAAUAUCUCUCUCUACUACUCCUUUUGCUUCUGUUCCACCUCAACGCCUCUUCUGCUUCAGAAGAAGAAGUUCGAUCACUUUUGGAGUUCAAAAAGGGCAUAAAAGACGACCCAUUAGGCAAAAUCUUCAACACAUGGAGCCAAACGGGUCUCGGGUCAGAUCCAUCAACAUGCCCAAAGUCAUUCCACGGCGUCGUUUGUGACACCAACUCAAAUUCAGUUAUCUCCAUUGUACUUGACGGGCUUGGAUUAGUGGGUGACUUGAAGUUCUCUACUCUGAAUGGGCUAAAACAGCUCAAAAAUCUCAGUCUUUCGGGUAACUUUUUCACGGGUCGGGUUGUACCCGCUUUGGGUUCCAUGUUCACUCUUCAACAUUUGGAUCUGUCUGGUAACCAGUUUUAUGGGCCAAUCCCGGCCAGAAUUAACGAGCUUUGGAGUUUGAAUUACCUCAAUUUGAGUAACAAUAAUUUUACAGGGGGUUACCCUAGUGGAAUUAGUAGUCUUCAGCAGUUGAGAGUAGUGGAUUUGCAUAAUAAUGGGCUUUGGGGUGAUAUUGAGGAGUUGUUUUAUGAGUUGAGGUAUAUUGAGCAUCUUGAUUUGAGUAACAACUCGUUUUUCGGGUCGUUUUCGAAUAUGGGACCGGAUAAUGUAUCUGCAUUGGCUGCAACAGUUCAGAUUAUGAAUUUGAGUCAUAAUAACUUGGAUGGUGGUUUUUUUAGGGGAGAUUUGUUGCAGAGAUUUGUGAAUUUGAGAGUGUUGGAUUUGGGGAAUAAUGCUUUAAUGGGAGAGCUUCCGUCUUUCGGGUUAUUGCCUAAUUUGAGGGUUCUAAGGCUUGGGAAUAAUCAGCUCUUCGGGUCGAUUCCUGAGGAGCUUUUGCAAGGGAUGGUUCCAUUGGAAGAACUGGAUCUUAGUGGCAAUGGAUUUUCAGGUUCAAUUCCGAAAGUCAAUUCAACAACUUUGAGUGUUCUAAAUAUUUCAUCAAACCACCUGUUAGGUUCACUCCCAUCUUCUGUUGGAAAUUGUGCAGUUGUGGAUUUGAGCAGAAAUAUGCUAGAUGAUAACAUUUCAGUUAUUGAGAGCUGGGGAGGCAAUCUGGAAACUAUUGAUUUGAGUUCAAACAGGUUGACUGGAAUUAUUCCCAAUAUAACCUCUCAGUUUCAACGUUUGACUUCUCUUAAUUUCGGAAACAAUUCUCUCGAGGGAAACUUACCUCCAUCAUUGGGCACCUACCCAAGACUGGUUACACUUGAUCUCAGCACCAAUAAACUUGGUGGACCUAUUCCACCUACAUUGUUCACUUCAAUGACAUUAAUGAACCUCAAUAUGUCCGGAAAUCAGUUGUCAGGAUUAAUUCCUAUUGAAGGCUCUCAUAGUAGCGAAUUACUUCUUCAACCAACAUACCCGGCACUAGAGUCUCUUGAUCUUUCAGAAAACUCAUUGACAAGUAAUUUGUCUUCUGGCAUUGGCAAUCUGGGGAGGCUUCAAGUGCUAAAUCUUGCUAAGAAUCAGUUAUCAGGCAUGCUGCCCAGCGAAUUGGGUAAACUUAGAAGUUUGGAAUUCCUUGAUGUAUCUAAAAACAACUUUACGGGUAGAAUCCCUGAAAAUCUUUCAUCGAAUUUGAGGGUCUUUAAUGUGUCUUACAAUGAUCUAAGUGGUACAGUCCCUAUUAGCUUGAAAAACUUUUCUGAUAGUUCAUUUCAUCCUGGAAACUCACUCUUGAUCUUCCCGAGCAACUGGCCACAUAAUAAUCAUGGCGUUCCUGAUCAAAGUAGUCCGCACCAUCACAGCUCGAAAUCCAGUAUCAAAGUGGCAAUUAUUGUUGCCUCAGUUGGAGCUCUUUUGAUGAUUGCCUUCGUUCUCUUCGCUUACCGUCGAGCUCGGGCCCAAGAUUCCCGCUUGCGAAGUGGAUUUAAUGGCCAAUCCGCUGGAAGAGAUGUUAAACUUGGAAGGUUCAAUCGGCCUGCUAUUUUCAAGUUCCAUGGCUCCUCAGAGCCGCCCCCAACUUCGUUGAGUUUCUCUAAUGAUCACUUGCUCACAUCAAACUCAAGAUCGCUGUCUGGGCAAAUUGAGUCUGGUACAGAAAUUGUUGAGCAUGUUUUUCCAGAGGGAGUAACUGCAGGUUCAGCAACUUCGCACACCGUAGGUAAUCAUCCUACAACAUCUGGCCGGAGAUCCUCGCCAGACUCUCCAAUAGGUUCCUCCCCUCGUUUUAUUGACACAAUUGAACAACCAGUGACAUUGGAUGUGUAUUCACCUGAUCGAUUGGCUGGGGAAUUGUUCUUCCUGGAUGGUUCACUGUCAUUUACUGCUGAGGAGUUAUCUCGUGCGCCUGCUGAAGUUCUGGGUAGAAGUAGCCAUGGUACAUUGUAUAAAGCUACUCUAAAUAGUGGUCACGUUCUCACUGUCAAGUGGUUGCGGGUGGGGUUAGUAAAAAACAAGAAAGAAUUUGCAAAGGAAGUUAAAAAGAUCGGAUCUGUCAGGCAUCCAAAUGCUGUUCCUUUACGAGCAUAUUACUGGGGUCCUCGGGAACAAGAGAGGCUCAUUCUAGCAGACUACAUAGCAGGAGAUAGCUUGGCAAUGCAUCUUUAUGAGACAACCCCUCGGAGGUACUCCCCGUUAUCCUUCAACCAGAGGUUGAAAGUCGCUGUAGAAGUUGCUCGGUGUUUGGCAUACCUGCAUGAGAGAAGCCUGCCUCAUGGAGACUUGAAGCCGACUAAUAUAAUCUUGGUUGGUGCUGAUUACAGUGCCCGCCUCACAGAUUAUGGUCUCCACCGCUUGAUGACUCCAGCAGGGAUUGCAGAGCAGAUAUUGAACCUAGGGGCUCUUGGGUACCGCGCUCCCGAACUUGCUACUGCAACGAAACCUAUCCCAUCGUUUAAGGCUGAUGUAUACGCUCUUGGCGUGAUUCUAAUGGAAUUGCUCACGAGAAGAAGCGCUGGUGACAUAAUCUCGGGGCAAUCAGGUGCAGUUGAUUUAACAGAUUGGGUUCGGUUGUGUGAUCAAGAAGGUAGAGGAAUGGACUGUAUUGAUAGAGAUAUUGCAGGAGGAGAAGAACAGUGCAAAGCAAUGGAUGAUCUGCUAGCUGUGUCAUUAAGGUGUAUUCUACCAGUAAAUGAAAGGCCUAACAUCAGACAAGUUGUUGAAGAUUUGUGUUCCAUAUCUGUGUGAAAUUUUUGUACAUGUGUCUUGGUUUCAAUUCUUUUUAUUUCUUUGCCUUCCAUUAAUUUUUCUCCUAUUGGUUGCAUUCUCAUGUUGGUCAAUCCUUACAUAUUCCCAUUUUCUUUCCUCCUCCCCCCUUCAAUUUUUGUGUAAAGGGAUGAUCAAUCCAUUGAUUGAUUGAUUGACAUUUUUCUCAAAUUAGAAAGGAUUGCAAUUAUUUGUCUUAAUUGUUUCUGCUAACAGAAAUUGGCUCAUAUUACAUUUAUAACA